AUGUGGGCCCCAGGGUGUCAUCGGUUCUGGUCCCACUGGGGGCUGCUGCUGCUGCUCCUGGGGGCACCCCUUCGAGGCCUAACACUGCCACCCAUCCGAUAUUCCCAUGCGGGCAUCUGCCCCAACGACAUGAACCCCAACCUUUGGGUGGAUGCCCAGAGCACCUGCAAGCGAGAGUGUGAAACUGACCAGGAAUGCGAGACCUACGAGAAGUGCUGCCCCAAUGUGUGUGGGACCAAGAGCUGUGUGGCAGCCCGCUACAUGGAUGUGAAAGGGAAGAAGGGCCCUGUGGGCAUGCCCAAAGAGGCCACUUGUGAUCACUUCACGUGUCUGCAGCAGGGCUCCGAGUGUGACAUCUGGGAUGGACAGCCCGUGUGCAAGUGCAAAGACCGCUGUGAAAAGGAGCCCAGCUUCACCUGUGCCUCUGACGGCCUCACCUACUACAACCGCUGCUACAUGGAUGCCGAGGCCUGCUCCAAGGGCAUCUCCCUGGCCGUGGUCACCUGCCGCUAUCAUUUUACCUGGCCCAACACUAGCCCUCCACCGCCCGAGACCACUGUACAUCCUACCACGGCCUCUCCGGAGACUCUGGGGUUGGACAUGGCAGCCCCGGCCCUGCUCAACCAUCCUGUCCAUCAGUCAGUCACCGUGGGUGAGACUGUGAGUUUCCUCUGUGAUGUGGUAGGCCGGCCCCGGCCGGAGCUCACUUGGGAGAAACAACUAGAGGAUCGAGAGAAUGUGGUCAUGAGGCCCAAUCAUGUCCGUGGUAACGUGGUGGUCACCAACAUUGCCCAGCUGGUCAUCUACAAUGCCCAGCUCCAGGAUGCUGGCAUAUACACUUGUACAGCCCAGAAUGCUGCUGGAGUCCUAAGGGCUGACUUCCCAUUGUCAGUGGUCAGGGGAGGUCAGGCAAGGGCCACCUCGGAGAGCAAUCUCAAUGGCACGGCCUUCCCAGCAACUGAGUGCCUGAAGCCCCCAGACAGCGAGGACUGUGGAGAGGAGCAGACACGCUGGCACUUCGAUGCCCAGGCUAACAAUUGCCUCACUUUUACCUUUGGCCACUGCCAUCGCAAUCUCAACCACUUUGAGACCUAUGAGGCCUGCAUGCUGGCUUGUAUGAGUGAGCCACUGGCCACAUGCAGCCUGCCUGCCCUUCAGGGGCCCUGCAAAGCUUACGUACCACGCUGGGCCUACAACAGCCAGACAGGCCUAUGCCAGUCCUUCGUCUACGGAGGCUGUGAGGGCAAUGGCAACAACUUUGAAAGCCGAGAGGCCUGCGAGGAGUCAUGUCCCUUCCCACGGGGCAACCAGCACUGUCGGGCCUGCAAGCCACGGCAAAAGCUUGUCACUAGCUUCUGCCGAAGUGAUUUUGUCAUCCUGGGCAGGGUCUCGGAACUGACUGAGGAGCCGGAUUCAGGCCGUGCCCUGGUGACCGUGGAUGAGGUCCUAAAAGAUGAGAAGAUGGGCCUCAAGUUUCUGGGCCGGGAGCCACUGGAGGUCACUCUGCUUCACGUAGACUGGGCCUGCCCUUGCCCCAACGUGACCGUGGGCGAGACACAGCUCAUCAUCAUGGGGGAGGUAGCAGGGGGCAUGGCCAUGCUGAGACCUGACAGUUUUGUGGGCACCUCGAGCACCCGGCGGGUAAGGAAGCUUCGUGAGGUCAUGCACAAGAAAACCUGCGAUGUCCUCAAGGACUUCCUGGGCUUGCGCUGAAGCUGGCCAACCUACCCUGACCCUCCUCCACCCACCCACCCCCUGCCCUCAGUCAGCCAAACGGGCAAGAUCAGAUUAGGCAGCCGUGGCCACAGGAGAAACAUCAGCUAACAUGUGGGAAGAAAGUCACCAUACGUCUGAAAAUGACCUCUAGUCUUGGGGUUCAAUAGAAGGCCCAUUUCUUUUUAAACUGGGAGGGAAGUUGGCAAAAGGAGAAGAAAAGACACAUCUAAGUUAUUUCCCACGAGUGGUCCCCUCAGGUAGUCUCAUCCCCUUUGCUGACUCAUGUCCCUCUGCCCAGUCUCCUAGCCAGGAGAUGGCAUCUACACUGUUAAAUGGUUUAGCUUGCAUAGAGGUUAUGUGGGGAGAGAUAAGAGAGUCCAAAGAUUGCUUAAGACAACUUCCCCACUGCCUUCUGCAUCACUGUAAACAGAGACUGCCUCAUAUCAAGGGUUGUGAGCCAUGGGAAACCAGAGCACUGUCCAACCCAGGAUAUAACCUAUCUUAUGGAGGCUUCAGGGACUGUGGCCUUUGGUGGGGUCAGUUUGUGUCCCUGAGGCUACCACACCAGCAAAAUCAUGUUUUCUCUCCUUAGCUGCAUUGGUUGUUUGGUUGGUUUCUGUUCAUUUCAGCGCAGUGGACACUUCUUGGGUGCCAGGUGCUAGGACCAUAGAACAGAAACACAAAGUCCUGAUCCUAGGCUCCCCCAGGAGCCAGUGGGUGAUUGGCAACAGUCAGCCACUUCCAUUGGAUAGACGGUGUGCUUUCAUAGGUCAUGAACUUCCUUGCAGAAGCCUCAGGGUCUGUUUUGGCAGCAAGAGAAAUAAAGACAAAAGGCAGGAGGGGCAGGGGACCACAUCCCAGGAAUCAGAGCAGAGGCGGGCCCAGGGAGCAGGAAUAUUGCUCCAUGUUGCCAUCUGGUGGUGAGAAGGUGUGUCUGCGGGGAUCAGGAGGGAGGAACUAUCUAGGUGGGGCCUGGGAGGGGCCUUUUGGAGAUGGCAGCUCUGAGAUCACUUGUUUCUUCUGGUCCCAGCCACAUGGGCACUGGGCAGAGGAUUUGGAACCCCUCUGCCAUCUCUCUCUGCAUCUGUCCUGUUCCCUCUGCCGCCCUUCAUUCUGUUCACCUCCCUCCAAAGGAGGCAUUGUGGGAUGCCCUAAUGUCUUCCUCAAAUAUAAGGAGGACCAUACUAAAUAAAAAUCCAUAGUGUC
Messenger RNA from Cricetulus griseus (Chinese hamster), 2922 nucleotides. Lineage: Eukaryota; Metazoa; Chordata; Mammalia; Rodentia; Cricetidae. The record is from RefSeq and is a predicted model, not a curated record.